UCUUUGCACUGUUCAUAUUCAAGUUACAGGAUCCGAGAACUUGCAAAACCAAAGCCAAAAGUAGCUUGGGAGAACUACUGUAGUAGGCUAGACUGGGGAAACCAGGAGACAAUCUGGCCCCUCUCCUUGAGUGCUUUGGCUACUCGUCCAUCUCCAAGACUUACAGCUCUGGCCAAACCCAAGAAGAAUUUUGAUGGAAAACUCCAGCGCAGGCCCCUUUUUCUGUACAGCUGUGGUCGGGAAUCAGAGAUAUGGGAGCGCCCACCCCUAAUGAAUCUUGGGUUUCCAUCUGAUCGGAUACUGAAGUUAGCAGAACCUAAAAAAUUUCAGCUGGCUUACCUGCAGAAAAGGGCUCGCAAUUCCCCAGAGUGGCCUGUGACACCAGCUGCGCUCACCUGUGAGGCUUCCCAGAGGGUGCUAGACCUUGCACACCCAAAAUCCAUGCAUCCAGACUUCAUUCAAGCCAGAGAGGCUGAAACACAUGUUACAGACACUGCGAAGACAGCUAGAGUGUCCCAAAGAAUAAAGCACCUUGCACAGCCUCGGGUUCAGAAGGACUCAUGGUGCUAUGAUCGGGGCCAUCCUGAAGCUGUCAUCUGGCCGGUGUCCAAGUCUGCUCAGCAAGCCACGGCCAACUCUAGAACAUCAGAACUGGCGAAAGCGAAACAGGUGUCUCCCAAGUAUCUGCCAGUCCGGGAUGCUGAAUGGCCAGUGUCAAAAGCAGCUAAGCACACCGCUGCGACUCCUAGGACUGUGGAGCUGUCGAAGCCUUCCAAGAAGCCCCCUAUGAAUAUUGCUCAGCUCAAUCCAGAUGCGUUUACAGUAAAGGAGUCUGCCAAGAAGGCAUUUUGUUCCAGUCGAAUUCUAGAGCUCGCCCGCCCCAUUGCACGCUGAACCUUUGGACUCCAAAUGGCACUACCCUUCCUUAACACCUAAGAGACUUGUGGCUUUCCCACAAGUUGGUCCCUUCCCCAGUGUGUUUGAUUAUAGGCUGUAGGUAGAAUGUAGACUUGGCAGGAGGGUAUGUGAACAAGAACGAGGGAAAACUCCUCUAGCAGCUCAACUGCUGCUUUUAAAUCCUUCCCAAAUCCUCAAUAAAACUGUGUGCAGAAUAA
Alligator mississippiensis (American alligator) is the source of this 1115-nucleotide messenger RNA. It is a transcript of the gene SPMAP2L, whose product is annotated as sperm microtubule associated protein 2 like. NCBI's taxonomy places the organism in Eukaryota, Metazoa, Chordata, Crocodylia, Alligatoridae. The transcript is spliced from 8 exons. The record is from RefSeq and is a predicted model, not a curated record. The coding region runs from base 271 to 894 and encodes 207 amino acids.